This is a messenger RNA of Amoebophrya sp. A25, 263 nucleotides long. Lineage: Eukaryota; Dinophyceae; Syndiniales; Amoebophryaceae. The record is from the annotation of a GenBank genome assembly.
GACCGGUCAAGGCCCUCGCUUUGCUCGGUCGCUUCAGAGGUGGUAGAAGUGGCGCCAGCAGAGAGGCGUAUUGUGCUUUUGCCUUCCGGCGCGAGUACAGUUAAGCUCGAGGUAAUUCAUCUUCGCAGAGGAUCUCCUUCUGCUUUCCACUUGAUUUUUGAAGGGAUGACCUCAGCAGAUGAAUUACUGUAGGCGCUAAUGCAGAGCCUUUUCAAGCUUCGUCGAGCGUAGGGGGAGACCACUCUGGUUUAUCUGCAUCAGCC